UGGUUAUUCUUUAGUAGGGCACGCUGGAUCCCCCUCGAUGCGGAAAACCAUGCCAAGCUCGAAAGUACCCUGCAACUCAAAGGCGUCUUUGUCGAUAUUAACGACAGUCAUUUCCCUGCUGUUCAACGCGUCAGAGUAUUUCCUGGCUCGGACUAUCUAAGUUAUCUCGGAGUGCGUUAUCGUAUCAGUCGUGUCCUUUUGCCCGAU
Molecule: messenger RNA, 207 nt
Organism: Radiomyces spectabilis
Lineage: Eukaryota; Fungi; Mucoromycota; Mucoromycetes; Mucorales; Radiomycetaceae
Exons: 1
Source: RefSeq, a predicted model, not a curated record